AUGAUCAACAUCUUGAAAGGAGUGCUUACAGAAUGCGACCCUGCCAUGAAGCCAUUCCUGCUGUACCUGGAUGAGUCCAGCGCCCUGGGGAAGAAGUUCAUCAUUCAAGACAUUGAUGACACACACGUCUUUGUAAUAGCAGAGCUGGUUAAUGUCCUGCAGGAGCGAGUAGGGGAACUGAUGAACCAAAAUGCUUUCUCUCUUACCCAGAAAUUAAAAUACCAGACACUGAGUACCUAG
Jaculus jaculus (lesser Egyptian jerboa) is the source of this 240-nucleotide messenger RNA. RefSeq names its product general transcription factor IIH subunit 5-like. NCBI's taxonomy places the organism in Eukaryota, Metazoa, Chordata, Mammalia, Rodentia, Dipodidae. Gene Ontology annotation, cellular component: transcription factor TFIIH holo complex; transcription factor TFIIH core complex. Gene Ontology annotation, biological process: nucleotide-excision repair, preincision complex assembly; nucleotide-excision repair; transcription initiation at RNA polymerase II promoter. The transcript has a single exon. The coding region runs from base 1 to 240 and encodes 79 amino acids. The record is from RefSeq and is a predicted model, not a curated record.